AUGAUGAUGCUUAUUGGAAUGAAAGCGAAUAUCGGGCCUAUGAAGACAUUUAGAUUUUAUAAGGAACUAGUCGGUGGAUACGAUGAUGUGGGCUGUACUGCACAAGAUUUCAAGAAUUAUGGUCGUGACCUAAGGGCGUUUUCCGAUGGAGUUGAUGCCCGCAUAUUAUUAGAUAAUUUCAGGGAUAAACAAGAGAGUUGUCCAGGUUUUAAGUUCUCCUUUGAUACAUUUGAAGAUACUACAUUGAAGAGACUGUUUUGGGCGGAUGAUUGCUCCAUCAAGAAUUUUAAAUUAUACGGGGAUGCUGUUUCUUACGAUGCUACAUACCGAACCAACAAGUACAAAUUGAUAUUCACUCCUUUCACUGGCAGAGACAAUCAUGGGAGAUGCAUAACCUUUGGUGUUGUUUUUAUUUCGAAUGAGGAUGUUGAAUCCUAUUCAUGGGUCUUCAGCAAAUUUGUUGAGAGUAUGGGAGCUCAUCCACUUAUCCUUAUAACAGAUCAAGACCCGGCAAUGAGAAAGGCCAUUGAAAACGUAUUACCUAAUACGUCUCACAGACUUUGCAUGUGGCAUAUAUUGAUGAAGUUUGCCGAGAAGUUGCCGAAUCACUUAAUGAAGGACUCGGAAUUGAAAGAAAAAUUCAACAAUAUUGUGUGGCCUGAUCUUGUUGAACCUUCUGACUUUGAGGAGAAAUGGCACUGUCUCAUGGAUGAGUAUGACCUCGGCGGCAAUAGAUGGUUUACCGACAUGUUUGCAUUAAGAGCCAAUUGGGUACCGGCAUAUUUUCGGGACUCUAAAAUGAGUGGGCUCUUCAGGACAACGUCAUUGUCAGAGAGUGAAAAUAGUUUAUUCAGACGACACGUUAAUAAGAACUCGGAUUUGGUGCAACUAUAUAUGCAUUAUGUUGGAGCUAUGGAGGCACAGCGUAAUACAUAUGAUACUAUAACUCUGGCUGAUGAAACUGGUUCUCUUGAUUUGAUUACCCAGUCUCAUAUAGAACACCAUGCAUCAACCGUAUACACGAAUAAAAUAUUCAAGGAGGAGGUGCAAGUAGAAAUUAUUUCCGCCGCACGAACAUGUUUGAUAUCUCAAAUGUAUGUGGAGAAUAGCAGCAAUUUUUAUGAAGUUGAUGAUACGGUUGAUGGUGUCUCGAAGGUGUGUUACAGAUCGGUUGAUGACGAGUACACAUGCUCCUGUAAGUUGUUCACUAGGAAGGCUCUCCUGUGCAGGCACAUCUUCUUUGUUAUGAGGAACAAAAAAUUGACUCGCAUCCCAGAUAAGUACAUUGCUGCAAGGUGGUCAAAGUUGUCAAAAGUUGCUGCACAUCUAACUGAACAUCUUUCCAUUGAAAAGAGGUUUUCUAGGAAUAACCACAUUUUCUUGGAAUUGUGCAAAUCCAUUGGUCAUGUUAGAGGCGACUCCAUUCUUAAGGUCCAACUGUUUGAUGAUUUGAAAGGUUUGACAGAAAAGUAUUCAAAGUUGGGAGUACCCAUUGAUAAGAGCUGCAAGAAUGAUAUGUUUGUUGAAUACUAUGGUUCUGUAAGACCAACUGAAGUUGACGUGCUACCACCGAGCGUAGUACACACUAAAGGUAGCGGUUCUGGUGGGCGAAGGAAGUCAACGAGGGAGAAACUAGUUGAACAAGCUCUGAAGCCCAAGAGAAAAUGCAAGAAGUGCAGUAGGUUGGCUAAUCAUGACUCUAGGAACUGCCCAGGAGUUGAUGUCGUAGAGGAAUGA
Salvia miltiorrhiza (redroot sage) is the source of this 1737-nucleotide messenger RNA. Its product is annotated as protein FAR1-RELATED SEQUENCE 5-like. The coding region runs from base 1 to 1737 and encodes 578 amino acids. Lineage: Eukaryota; Viridiplantae; Streptophyta; Magnoliopsida; Lamiales; Lamiaceae. Gene Ontology annotation, molecular function: zinc ion binding. Gene Ontology annotation, biological process: regulation of DNA-templated transcription. The record is from RefSeq and is a predicted model, not a curated record. The transcript is spliced from 3 exons.